UGCACGCCAGCGCGCGUGUGCACGUGCAGUGGCUCACCUAGCAGCUACAGCGGCGUCAGUCUGCAUGUGGGCUCGAGCUGGAGCAUCCGCGAGCCGAACUGCGCAGAGAUGCGGCGCACGUAGACCACACCGCUGAUAUAUCACGGUUAAACACGCCGUUAAGAUAAUUGUUGGUGUUUGUUUAAGAAAUGGCGGCGCUGAAGUCGAAGUGAGCCGCUCCGUUUGCUCGAGAGUGCGCACUCGUUUUCUCUUCUCUCGCUCUUCUGCCCAAAGCAGAACCGUUUGUUUUUGUUCUCUUUUUCCGUCGACUAUCGUGUAACAAGGAGUCAUGACUUCAGGGCAGGAUGAAAGCUCAGUCCGUGUGGCGCUGAGGAUUCGUCCUCAGCUGGCCAGGGAGAAGAUAGAGGGAUGUCAUAUCUGUACAUACGUGAUGCCCGGGGAGCCUCAGGUGAUCCUGGGGAAAGACAAGUCCUUCACCUACGACUACAUGUUCGACAUGGACUCCCAGCAGGAGGCCAUCUACUCCAGCUGCACGGAGAAGCUAAUCGAGGGCUGCUUCGAGGGCUACAACGCCACCGUUUUUGCAUACGGACAGACGGGUUCAGGGAAGACGUACACCAUGGGGACGGGCUUCGACGUGAACUUCGUGGAAGAGGAGUUGGGUAUCAUCCCGCGCGCCGUGCACCACCUCUACAGGGGCAUCGAGCAGCGCCAACAGGCCGCCCAGGAGCAGGGACUCCCCGCCCCCGAGUUCAAGAUCAACGCCCAGUUCCUCGAGCUUUAUAAUGAGGAAGUUCUGGACCUGUUUGACUCCACACGAGACACGAAGCAGAAAUCUCACAUCAAGAUCCACGAGGACGCCACCGGGGGAAUCUACACAGUGGGAGUGACCACGCGGACCGUGUCCUCCGAGGCCGAGAUGAUGCAGUGCCUGAAGCUCGGGGCUCUGUCUCGCACCACAGCCAGCACUCAGAUGAACGUCCAGAGCUCUCGAUCCCACGCCAUCUUCACCAUCCACCUGUGCCAAGUUCGCAUCUGUGCCUCCGACAAUCAAGAAGGUGAGAGUGACAACAGAGUGUCCAACGGAAACUCCGAGAUAGACGAGUACGAGACGCUGACAGCCAAGUUUCACUUUGUGGAUCUUGCCGGAUCCGAGAGGCUGAAGAGAACCGGAGCGACGGGCGAUCGAGCCAAAGAGGGCAUCUCCAUCAACUGUGGACUGCUCGCUCUGGGGAAUGUAAUCAGUGCUCUGGGUGACCGCAGCAAGCGCUCCUCUCAUGUGCCUUACAGAGACUCCAAACUCACCCGACUGCUGCAGGACUCGUUAGGAGGAAACAGCCAAACGGUGAUGAUCGCCUGCAUAAGCCCGUCCGACCGGGACUUCAUGGAGACGCUGAACUCGCUGAAGUAUGCCAACCGAGCUCGCAACAUCAAGAACAAGGUGAUGGUGAACCAGGACAAGGCCAGCCAGCAGAUCAGCGUUCUGAGGACGGAGAUCGCUCGUCUGCAGAUCGAGCUGAUGGAGUACAAGACAGGUAAACGCCUGUCGGGGGAGGACGGCGUGGAGAGCUUCAGCGACAUGUUCCACGAGAACUCCAUGCUGCAGACGGAGAACAGCAACCUGAGGGUGAGGGUGAAAGCCAUGCAGGAGACCAUCGACGCUCAGAGGGCGCGGCUCACCCAGCUGCUCAGUGACCAGGCCAACCAGGUCCUCGCCAGGGCAGGUGAAGGUGCGUCUGAAGAAAUCGGAAACAUGAUUCAGGGUUACAUCAAAGAGAUUGAAGAGCUCAGAGCCAAACUCCUGGAGAGCGAAGCUGUGAACGAGAACUUGAGGAAGAAUCUGUCUCGAGCCUCCAACCGUCAGUCGUUGUACGGAGCGCCGGCGCUGCUGGCCCCCGAGAAGGAGACGUCUGACAUCAUCGAGCUCGCCAAGAAAGACCUGGAGAAACUGAAGAAACGAGAGAGGAAGAAAAAGAAAAGACUCCAGCACCUGUUGGAGGAGCGAGAGAGGGAGGAAAGGGAGGAAAGGGAGGAGGAGGUGGAAGAGGUUGAUGACGCCAGUGCCAACAAGGAGGAAGUUCCUGACAACGAGCAGGAGAAGGGCACAGAGAAGGAAACUACGGAGCGAGUCCACGAGGAAGCAGAAAUCGAGGUCCAGGAAGGCAGCGACCACGAGGAAGGAGAAGAGGAAGAGGAGGAGGAUGAAGAGGAGAUGGACGUGGAGGAGAGUUCAGAUGAUUCAGACUCGGAGACAGAUGAAAAAGAGAACUUCCAAGCCGAUCUGGCCAACAUCACCUGCGAGAUCGCCAUCAAGCAGAAGCUGAUCGACGAGCUGGAGAACAGCCAGCGGCGUCUGCACACGCUCAAGCAGCAGUACGAACAGAAGCUGAUGAUGCUGCAGUGCAAGAUCAGAGACACCCAGCUGGAGAGGGACCGGGUCCUUCAAAACAUGAACACGGUCGAAACCGGCACGGACGACAAGUCGCGCAAGAUCAAAGCUGAAUACGAGAAGAAGCUGAGCGUCAUGAACAAGGAGCUCCAGAAGCUCCAGUCGGCGCAAAAGGAGCACGCCCGCCUGCUGAAGAACCAAUCGCAGUACGAGAAACAGAUGAGGAAGCUCCAGGUGGACGUGGGGGAAAUGAAGAAGACAAAGGUCCGCCUCAUGAAGCAGAUGAAGGAGCAGCAGGAGAAGAACAGGAUGAACGAGUCUCGCAGAAACCGAGAAAUAGCGUCGUUAAAGAAAGACCAGCGCAAGCAAGAGCACCAACUAAAGUUACUGGAGGCUCAGAAACGGCAGCAGGAGCUCAUUCUGAGGAGGAAGACCGAGGAGGUGACGGCUCUGAGGAGGCAGGCCAGGCCCACCUCAGGUAAGGUCGCCAGGAAGGAGCCGGUGCAGGACUCCACCCACAGAACUCCAUCUGGACGCUUGUACUCCUCCGGCAACGCUGCUCCCAAUGGCACUCGGUCUUCCUACAGGCGCACAGUAGGUAUUUACUCCACCAGAAUUGCGCGCAAUAAAUGGCAGUCUCUGGAGCGCCGCAUCACGGACGUCAUCAUGCAGAGGAUGACCAUCUCCAACAUGGAGGCCGACAUGAACCGCCUCCUCAAGCAACGAGAGGAGCUGACCAAGCGUAAAGAGAAGGUCAUCAGGAAGAGGGACCGUCUGUUCAGGGAGGGGCCCGAGGCAGAGAAGGCAGCGAUUCCUCUUAACGAGGAAGUGGACGCUUUGACGGCCAACAUUGACUACAUCAAUGACAGCAUCGCAGACUGUCAGGCCAACAUCAUGCAGAUGGAGGAAGCCAAGGAGGAAGGUGACACGGUGGAUAUUUCUGCUGUGGUUAGUUCCUGUACGCUGACGGAAGCUCGCUUUCUGUUGGAUCACUUCAUGUCGAUGGCCAUCAACAAGGGUCUCCAGGCAGCCCAGAAGGAGUCCCAGGUGAAGGUGAUGGAGGGCCAGCUGAAGCAGACGGAGAUCACCAGCGCCACACAGAACCAGCUGCUCUUUCACAUGCUGAAGGAGAAGGCCGAGUUCAACCCGGAGCUGGACGCGCUGCUGGGGAACGCGCUGCAAGAGCUAGGUAACGUCCCGGCUGAAAAUGGAGACGAUAGCAGCAGUGAUGAGUCUGCUCAGAGCCCUUCUGCAGAGGGGAACUCCUUGACGUCAGAUCUCAUGAAACUCUGCGGAGAGACCAAAACAAGAAAUAAGGCUCGUAGGAGGACCACCACUCAGAUGGAGUUGCUGUACGCAAACAGUGACUCCACCCCCGACGCGUCCACCGCGGACUUCUCCGGCCCGUUGCUGCCGUUGGCUGAGACGCCGGACGGGGGCGGAGACGUGGACUCGUCAGGCUCAUCAGUCAGGGACUACACAGCUCUCUCCCCCGGCUUUUCCUCUAAAAUGGGCAGCAUUUCUGGCUGCAGAACCUCGUCGGGGCUGGAGAAGCGAGCUCCGGAGCCUUCCCCGCUCUCUCGCAGGAAGACCUACGACAAGGCAGCGGCCGACAGGGCAAAGCUCAAGGAGAUGAAACAGGAAAACGGAUACCUCCACCUGUCCUCCAACCACUUCCUCCGCUCGGUUUCCCCUCCUCUCUCUGCUCCACCCAAGGGCGUGAUCUACCCGGUGCCUCCCACUAAAAGCAGCCGGUCGGCGACGUUGCAGUGCGUCCACGUGGCCGAGGGACACAGUAAAGCCGUUCUCUGCGUAGACUGCACCGAUGACCUCCUCUUCACGGGAUCCAAAGACCGGACCUGUAAGGUGUGGAAUCUGGUGACGGGUCAGGAGAUAAUGUCCCUGGCCGGUCACCCCAACAACGUGGUGUCGGUCCGCUACAGCUCCAGUUUGGUCUUCACCGUCUCCACCUCCUACAUCAAAGUCUGGGACAUCCGCGACUCGGCCAAGUGCAUCCGAAUGCUGACGUCCUCUGGUCAGGUCAAUGUUGGGGACGUCUGUCCGUCAAACACCAGCCGGACGGUCACCAUCCCAGCAGGAGAGAACCAGAUCAACCAGAUCGCUCUCAACCCCAACGGGAUGGUUCUGUACGCCGCCACCGGGAACUCAGUGAGAGUCUGGGAUCUCAGAAGAUUUGCAUCCACGGGGAAACUUACCGGUCACCUCGGCCCCGUAAUGUGUCUGACGGUGGAUCAGUCUGUAAACAACCAAGACCUGGUGAUCACCGGGUCCAAGGACCACUACAUCAAGCUGUUCGACGUGACUGAGGGCUCCCUGGGGAGCAUCGGCCCCACACACAACUUUGAACCUCCCCAUUACGACGGCAUCGAGUCGCUGGUGGUCCAGGGCGACAUUUUAUUCAGCGGCUCUCGAGACAACGGCAUCAAGAAGUGGGACCUGGACCGCAAAGACCUGCUGCAGCAAGUCCCCAACGCCCACCGGGACUGGGUUUGUGCGCUGGGUGUCGUCCCUGGGUCCCCGGCCCUGCUGAGCGGCUGCAGAGGAGGGGUGCUCAAGCUGUGGAACACGGACACGCUGGGGACUCUGGGGGAGCUGAAGGGCCACGAGAGCCCCAUCAACGGCAUCUCCACCAACAGCAGCCACCUGUUCACCGCCUCCGAUGACCGGACUGUGAAGAUCUGGCGUGCUCGCGGUGGACUGGACAGCACUUUAGAGGCGGCUGACAAUGCGGACGAGGUGGCCAGUAACUGAACGCUGUGGAAGGACACUAACGGCCUCUUUUGAUGCUGCUGCCCUGCACUGCUCCUAAAGACACAUACCUUCACCUGCAAUGUAACCUUUAUGACUGAGCCAACAGGAACGUAGUCUCAUCUCAACAGAAGGAAUCACAAUCACUUUUUUCUCCGACUCUCUGUGGGUCAGAGGGUCGUGCUAAUCGGUUUUAAUUCACUGCAUCGUUAAUGGCUCUUUGCAGAUUGAGCUCAUCUUUUUCUCUUUCACGCUGAAGACGUUUAAUUAAGAGUAGAACACGACAAACGCACUAAUUGUGCUCUGCUAGGGAAAGAAAAAACAGGACGUCGAGCUAACGGGUUGGUAGCUGGUCUUCCCAACCCAGGUCUCCAGCUUGGAUUGUUUCUCUGAAAUCAAACCCC
Anarrhichthys ocellatus (wolf-eel) is the source of this 5562-nucleotide messenger RNA. It is a transcript of the gene kif21a, whose product is annotated as kinesin family member 21A. The record is from RefSeq and is a predicted model, not a curated record. Gene Ontology annotation, cellular component: microtubule associated complex. Lineage: Eukaryota; Metazoa; Chordata; Actinopteri; Perciformes; Anarhichadidae. Gene Ontology annotation, molecular function: microtubule motor activity; ATP binding; microtubule binding. Gene Ontology annotation, biological process: mitotic spindle organization; microtubule-based movement; spindle elongation. The transcript is spliced from 36 exons. The coding region runs from base 329 to 5161 and encodes 1610 amino acids.